AUGAUAUCUCUGGAUCUGCAUGGUCCUCAUGUGCAGUUUUUCGUACUGACAGCAAUGCCAGCAUCUCGGAGAUUGCAUACAAAAUUAUACAGCUCUCUUCAUCCCUUUCUGGUUAAGGGUUGGGACGGAAGGCAUUCUUUUUUCUUCCAUGUUCGAAUCUUGGAUUCUGUGAUGUCAAAGGUAAUUGUGGACAAAAUAGAUGAAAACAAAGAUGGGAAAGUGACAGAGGAGGAACUGAAGAACUGGAUUCAAUUCAUCCAAAGACGCUAUAUCGUCACAGACACUGAGCGCAUGUGGAAGGAACAUGAUCUUGAUGGGGAUAAACUACAUUGGAAGUCUUAUAUGAAGAGGACAUAUGGAUACGAAGAUAGCCCAGACAAUGUUGAUUCUCCGACCUUUAGCUACAAAGAUACAAUUGAGAGAGAUCAUCGUCGAUGGGAGGCAGCUGAUACUGACAAGGAUACUAAGCUAAGCAAAGACGAAUUUGUUCACUUUCUCCAUCCUGAAGAUUCCGAUCAUAUGAGGGAUGUUGUUGUACAGGAAACAAUAGAAGAUAUUGACAAAGAUAAAGAUGGGUUCAUCAGCUUAGACGAAUACAUCAGCGAUGUUUAUGAUGAAGAUGACGAAGAUGAUGAACAUGACGAAGCCCCGCAUGAUGGGGAACCUGAUUGGGUGGUCAGUGAGCGGCAACAGUUUCAGAGUCAUCGUGACCGUAAUGGUGAUGGAAAACUGGACAAUGACGAGGUCAAAGAAUGGAUAAUGCCAGAGGAUUUUGACCAUAGUGGUGCUGAGGCCACACAUCUAGUCAACUCCGCUGAUGACAAUAGGGUUAACAUGUAUCCAAAUGAAAAUGGGGAGGAAGAACCAGAAUGGGUUAAGUCUGAGAGGACACAGUUUGAACAAUAUCGCGAUAUAGAUAAGGACGGCAAGAUGGAUAAUGAGGAAGUUAAAUCCUGGAUUGUGCCCCCUGAUUAUGAUCAUUCGGAUGCUGAGGCAAAACAUUUGAUAUACGAGGCUGACUCCGAUAAGGAUGGUGAUCUUAGCAAAGAGGAGAUUCUAGAACAUUAUGACUUAUUUGUUGGGAGUCAAGCUACAGACUUUGGUGAGGCUUUGACCAGACAUGAUGAGUUUUGAAGCUAGUCCUGACUUUAGAGACUUAGCUUUGUGUGAUUUUGACAGAACAAUUGAUGAUAAAAGCAUGUGGAGAAGAUGAGAUUGUUUCAUUUUCUCAAAAAGAAAGAAAAAAAAUGGAAUCAAUGCCAUGAUUUCACACCUUCAGAUUCAGCAUUAUUGGCAGUGAAGCAAGAUAUUUUAAAUAAUUUUGAAGUUUAAGAUGACGUUUUCAGGCAUGUUGUUUGAAGUCCUUUGAGUCCAUCCAUUUAUCCAGUUCAAAUUCUGAUCAUAAUGAUUUCUUUGUGAAAACAUCUUAUAGAAUUGUAGUUUGUUGAUCAGUAUUCAGUACCAUGAUGGUCUGGCUAUGUAUGAGACUCUCAAACCAUAUGGAAUCUCUUCAGAACUAAAAUUUUGUUUAUUUUUUAGUCUUUUACACAGCACAAAUAAUGCUUUGAAAGGCAUAAAGGUUUCGUUAUGAGAUUAUUUGGCUAUAAAACCGUUGCUAAGGUCGGAUAUCAGACUUCAUAGAAAUUACACCAAAGAUUUUGUGGAUAUUUAUUGCAUAAUGAUUGGCUUUAUUGUCAAAAUAAUAAGAUGUAUAUACAACAUUGAACUAGUAUACAAUUUUGUCCUAUGUUAUUAUUGUUUCAUGUUGAUAUGAGAAUUCAGCAUUUUCCAGUAUUGAUGAUUCAAUAUUUCAUGAAGCAUGAUCAGAAAGGACUCAAACAGUGUGUCUUUUUGAUGAAUUUAUCAAUUUGCAAACGACACCUGAAAGUGAAGUAUACGGCUGAGAAGAACUAAGCUGUAAAACGGUUGUAUAUAUAAUCACAAAUGUUCAUGUAAGAAUUGGCCCAUCUUAAUCGUGAAGAUCAUACUGAAAGGAAAAAAUCAAUACUAAAAGUCCAUAUUUCUUUCUCAAUCUAGCUGUUUUCUAAAACUGCCACAGAAAGAAGACAAGUUCAAAUGUAAGAAUGAUAGAAAAUUCAUUGUAUUUUUUGGUUUUGCCUGUGAUGGUUAUUAUGAUAGAAGCAUGAUAUACUAAACAUCAUUUGCAUUUAUAAAUGUAUAACUGUCAUCUAGUAUUUAUUUCAUGUAUAUCUUUGGCAAGAUUUCACUGGAGUUCAUGUAUUUGGUGCUUAACUGAGUUUAUACAGUAAGGGAAGAAACCACCUUCUUUGAUAUUGGUGGAAUACUGAAUUGACUUCCACAUUUUAUCAUUCAAUCACAUACAGAGAUAAAGAACUGUAUGUAUAUACAUGUAUAACCAAAGUAUCUCACCAGUUUACAGAUAGUCACAAUUAUUAAAAUGAUAUUUACUCUGAGUGGGUGUUGCAGGGAAGUGAAAUAAUGUUUGAGCAUUAAGUGUAUGAAUGUGUUAGAAUUUAUAUUUUUUCAUUUCUUGUAUAACACCGUUAAUUUGGACACUCAUAUUUUCUGGAAAAAAUGUGGAAGUAGGGAGUUUUUAGCUCACCUGGUCCGAGGAACCAGUGAACUUAUGCCAUGGUUCAGUAUCAGUCGGGUGUUCAGCAUCGGGCGUCUGUUAACUUUUUACUUAAAAUCACUAUUAGUCAUGAAUAAUUUGACCAUUUGAAAUGGAGAACAUUCUUUAAAAUUUGACUCCUUCGAUACUUGGGUAUAUAAACUAUGAAUCCCUGCCCUCCAGGCUGGAAGAAUGGGGCCCAAUAGUUCUUAAAAAUUCUUCUUCUGUACAAGGAUAUUGUCCAUGUUUGGUCUGAAGAAAUUUUUAUGAAUAGUGAAUCACUUCUGUUUGACCACAAGGCUGGUAUCCAAUAGGGAAAUUGUAUGAGAAAUUAUUUGUUAUAUUUGAAAUUCUUUAUUCAAUGACUGAACAGCUAAAUUAAGAAGGUGAAUGAUGCAGGCCCCUUGGACCACUUGUUUGAAUUAAUGUAUAAAACAGGAAUUGUUGUUUAAAGAUAUCUUGUAAUCCAAUUAUAAACUUGAAAUGAUUUUUUUUAACCAAAUUGAGAGUAAUAUCGAUUUGUGUUAUGCUUCACCAAUGUCUUCAGUCAGAUUACCAGAAGGUUCUAAGAAUUGUUGAAUGUUCUAACUUGGCAUAAUUUUUAAUACAAAUAUCAAUUAUUUUUGUUUUUAUGUUUUAGAAUUGGAAUUAAGAAACAUCACAAAUUUGACUAAAUCUAUUAUAAUGAUGUCAGUUAUGAAAUAUGAAAUUUAAAACCAUCACUAAUUUUAUUAGAUACAAUAUAAUCAGCUUUCUGAUGUUGUGAAUUAAUUUGAAGUGUUUCAAGACCUGAUGGAAAAACAUGGAUACUGUAUGCUGUUUUUGGACAUAGCAUCUCAUAUGCAGAGUAUGCAUUGUUUGAUUCUAUAAAGAAACUAUUGUACAGUAAUAUGUAGAGUGAAGUAUAUUAGUAAAAACUGAAAGUCUAAUUAUAUUUGAAAAUGUUAGCAAAGUUUACUUGUAGUUCUGAUUGUCUGUGUUCACUUUUAGGUCUGAAUUUGUCAUUUGUCCAUAAGUUAACCUGUAGUUUUAAUGGUGGAAAUUGUUCAUACACUUUUUACCUAUAGUUCUGACCUUGUAGGUUGUCAUCAAAUUUACCUCUAACUGUAAUUAUGUAAGUUGUUUAAUGACUUGUGAUGAAAUUGGCUUAAUUUAUUUAAAACUUGAUAGUAUAUCUGUUGUAAGAAGUGUCCCCAUUACUGUGCUAUAUUAGAUUCAUUACCCCUAUAACACUGCUCUGAUUUCUGUAGGUGUUAACCAAGUCUGGCUUUGAUUUCUGUGAAGAGUUAUGUAAUCACUUGGAAGCCAGUUCUGAAAAGUAUAUAUGGUUGUUCAUUUUAAGAGGCAAUGAUUUUUAUGCCCUUCCAUUCUAAGUUUCAAGUGUAGGUUUAGGGAUGGGGUGAUACGACAUGUAGUAUUAUUCAUUAUAUCUCAUCUUGUCCCAAAUUACUUAUGGUUAAAGCAGUUUUUCAUUUUAUCGUGGACAUUUGAGGAAGAUUUAUUCAAAAGCUAUAUUUGAUGAGUAUUUUCUAGGUCUAAUGCCAAGGUCCAGGUCACGGUUACUAUUUAUAUACAAUCGUGUCCUAUAAAUUUUUCAUGGUUACCCUAUAAUUACUCACUAGUUUAAGACAUUUCACCAAAUCAAGAAGAUGGAAAUAUUCAAUGAAUUAAGCAGAUUAACAGAAAACACAGAUAUAUAAUUCAUCCCAUUGUUAAGAAAUAAAAAAAAAAUGAUGUAUUUUGUGAGAUUGAAUCAUAUCACUAGUGGUUAAAGGACAGAUUCUGAUUUGUCCUAAUUAGAUUUGAUUAUCUUUACUGCAUGUACUUAGCGUUGUUUCUGGUGUAAAGCAAGCAAUUUUUUUAGGAUUUCUUGAAUUCUUAUUUUAUUAUUUUGGUUGUAUAGCAGCCAGUUCAAUGAGUUAAGUUGUUAGUAUGCAUUGUACUUAAACGAGAUCAGUCUUUACACAAGAUAGAGUACUUGAUCAGGAUUUCUUAUGUCUCCUUCUGUUGAGAUCGUGUCUACAAACACUGGAACACAGCUAUAUCUAGGCUUUAAAAUGUCACGUUUCAGUUCAAUAAACCUUGGUACUGAGUCAGAUGUUAUAAUCAAAGUAAGUGUUUAAGAGAUCUGAUAUCUAAUUUCCCUUACUGAUAUUGAAAUGAUCCAUCAGUACUUAUACUUUUACUUUAUUGAUCACCAUGAAAUUUGGUUCUUGUGUGACUGGAAAUUUGGCAAUGAAUCUCUCUAGUCUUCCAAUGGAUAUGAGUGCCUCAGUCAUAUAAAUGUUGUGUGGAGGAGUAAAACUGUUGGUUGAUGUAUCACCAAGAAUUUCAACCCUUCCUAGUCACUGUAGACUGAAUGCUUUUGGUAUGUUAUGAUCAUAUCAUAAAAAAGAGUUUAUAUUUAAACAAAAAAAUUGCACUAUUGUUAGAAAAGCCAUGGUGUCCAAAUAUUAAUUUACUAACUUUACUAACUUAUAGUUACACUUAAGGGUUCCCAUAACAUGUGUCUCUACAUGUGUAUCUCUCUUUUUUUUUGAUAGUUCCACCUGAAAAUAGGUUGAAACAUCCUUAACAGUUGAUGACUUUUUCUUAAACCUGUGUAUUAUGAAAAGGAGAUCACUUUUACAAAUUUGAUGUUUUAAGAGUGUUCCAGCUGUUUGAUGUUUGUGCUAGUUCAGUGCUAGACCUAUGUGUAUGUGUAUUCAGUACUACUUCAUUUUUUAUGUUAUGUAGAACUUUCAUAAAAAUACUCCAUUUGUGUACUUGCAGGGCCAUAAAUGUCCCUGGUAAUAAACUUGCCAGUAUGAUCAAAGAUUCUAAACUCAUCUGUAUGAUUGAUAAAAUUAUUAUACGUCUUCACUGUUGACUGUUGCUAUUAUGUUGCAGGCCACUUAGUGUGAUCAAUAUUCCUUGCCUAUUAUGUAAUUGGGUCAAUUUGAAGUAAUUACUUAUGUUACGGCAGUUUUUUAAAUGGAUUUGUUUUUGUUUUCCCCCAAGAAUUGACUAAAUUUCUAGUUCACAUCUCAAAAUCUUUUGCUGAAACAUAGAAAAUAAAAUGAUAUAAGAAACUCAUUUUGGUUAAUAAUUGUACAGAAAAUGAUGUUCCAUAAUUAGAGCUUGGUUUCUUUUAGAAAUAUUUUGUACUAGUAUCUAUAACUGUUGGCUUUACUUUGUCUAUCUAUGCUGUUUGCUAAACUGUUUGUUCAUUUAUAUUUUUUAAAUGAUUAAAGAUUGUUAAAACAUAUAUUAAA
Molecule: messenger RNA, 5847 nt
Organism: Ylistrum balloti
Lineage: Eukaryota; Metazoa; Mollusca; Bivalvia; Pectinida; Pectinidae
Product: calumenin-like
Exons: 7
Coding region: 1-1134 (377 amino acids)
Cellular component (GO): endoplasmic reticulum
Molecular function (GO): calcium ion binding
Source: RefSeq, a predicted model, not a curated record